This is a messenger RNA of Colletotrichum karsti, 2199 nucleotides long. RefSeq lists its product as uncharacterized. The transcript has 4 exons. Lineage: Eukaryota; Fungi; Ascomycota; Sordariomycetes; Glomerellales; Glomerellaceae. Gene Ontology annotation, biological process: regulation of DNA-templated transcription. Bases 1 to 2199 code for a protein of 732 amino acids. Gene Ontology annotation, molecular function: zinc ion binding; DNA-binding transcription factor activity, RNA polymerase II-specific. The record is from RefSeq and is a predicted model, not a curated record.
AUGACGUCCGUCUCCUCGAGGGGCAGGACGCCUCAUUCACCCUACGAGUCCUCGGCCGAAACGGACGAUUCGUGGCAGCACCUCGACUACAACUCUUAUGCGCCAUCAUCAGUCGGCUUCCUGCCCAGUCCGGCCAGCGGCAGCCUCAACGGCUACGCCGUCGUUGGCUUUGCCGGCUCCGACCAUUCGGGCCUGUCUCCGCUAAACCUCGACAUCGAUCAAGGCCCCUUCUCCGCCGCCGGCUUCCCGGACCAGAACGAGGCCUUUGCACCGGGUCCAUCGCCGGAUGCCCAGUUCAACGCCGCCGCGCAGGAUCCCGAUACCCUGACGCCUCAGCAAUUCCUGUUUUCGGAGGCACAGCUUAAUGAGAUGACAGCCUCCCUUAUCAACUCAUUCCAGCCCAAUGUUCCCCUUACGGGCCUAGAGACAUUUCCCCAACAUCAACAGCAACAGCAACAGCAAGAUAUCGGCCUCGAUCUGAGUCUUUCACAACAAUUUCAAAAUGCUGACCAGAGCCCGUGGAGCCCGAACAAUCUCAAGGUUGACAAUGACAAUUUCGUCAUGGAGGACUUCUCGUCAUCGCAGGGUUCGGCGUCCACCAGCCCGAACCGCUCGAACCCAACCUCCCCGGAUCUCAAGCACGAGGGCGACAAGGCCUCGUCAUCCAGUCCCAUCCGCAAGGUCAUGACCGGCAAAGUCGAGAAGAAGAAGGCAACCGACUCCGCGAGCAAAUUCGUCAUCGUUACCCCCAACUCGAUUACCGCCCGUGCCGGUCAGGCGAAUCUCUACGAGUGCUUCGAGAACAUGCGUACGAACCCUCGCGGCCGCAAGGGACCUCUCGCCGAUGCCACUAAGCAAAACGCUCUGCAGGUCCGCCGUCUGGGGGCCUGCUUCUGCUGCCACAGCCGCAAGGUCAAGUGCGACAAGGAGCGACCGUGCAAGAACUGCAAGAAGCUCGCGGCCCAGGUCCCGCAGGUCAUCUGUUGGCAAUUCUCCGACUUCUUGACCGUGCUGUUUCCCGACUUCAUGCGCGCCCACUUCCGCAAGGACCAGAUGUCACGGUUCAUGAAGGAGAACGUCGACCUCAAGGGCAUGGGCGAGCCGAUGUCGAGGGAAGUUGAGCUCUUCUCUGGGCUGACACCGGUUCUGAAGGUGCGGGCUCAGUUCUUCAAGCCCAUCACCUCAGACGUGACGCAGCACUACCAUCUCUAUGUUGCACAGGACAGGGUCGAUCUUCAAGCCAGAGGCACAGCACCCAUGGUCCUGGAGUUGGACACUGCUGCCCAGAGGGACGCGUUGAAGAAGAAGGCAAAGGAGUACGUUGCCGCCAUUUCUUCUGAGCCCGGGUACGCGCAACGCGUGACGCAGUCUAUACGGCAUACCGACCUGCCGCAGAAGGUUCUCGCCGUUGUGCAAGACUACGCCAACAAGUCCGAUUCUUCUAUGGUCAAGAAGGCCCUCGCGAUAUAUAGCGCCCAUUUCAUCAUGACCCGCCACCUCUGCAUUACCCGGCCUAGCGUCAUGAGCCUGCAGGACUCCAACCUGGUUCCGCAGGAAGUGCCGUGGGUGACGCCGCGCGUGGUCAACAGGCAGAUCAAGGCCGUCAUCGACGAGCUGUUGAUGCGAGAUAUGCAACACCUUUUCGAGUCCUUCUCCAAAUCCCUCAAGCCCAAGUCGCGGCGGGAGUGGGCGCCGUGCACAGCGGCGUUCCUCGUCCUCUGCUUAUUCAUGGAGUCCGUCGAGACGGCGGCCGACAACUUCGUGGUCGCCCUCAACGAGAUUAGCAUGCGCAACCGCACGCCGCCGGAGUACAAGCGCGAAGAUGCUCUCAGCAUCAACAGGGAGGUGGAGAACCUGCCGUUCAAGCAGUUCGCGUACCAGUUCCACCAGAUCUACCAGACGCACAGCCGCGACUCGUCGACGAAGCCGUUCAACCCUUUCAUCGACAACGUCUGGGCUGAGCAGGGCGAGCUGGAUGCUCCGGCGGUGGAGAUGGUCGUACGCCUGAGGGACCUAAUCCAAGGCGAAAAUUACAUUGAGCUCGAUUUCUUGACCAUGGACCCGAUCCUCCCCAACGGCAACGGCGAAGCGCACCCUUUCCCUCGCGACGUCUCCGUAAACUACACUGGUCGCAUGGUAGCCAAGUUUCUCCUGUCCUUCUUGGACGAGAAGUACAUUUUCAGCGAGAGCACAUUUUAA